This is a messenger RNA of Westerdykella ornata, 198 nucleotides long. RefSeq lists its product as uncharacterized. Lineage: Eukaryota; Fungi; Ascomycota; Dothideomycetes; Pleosporales; Sporormiaceae. The annotation marks the transcript as partial. The transcript has a single exon. The record is from RefSeq and is a predicted model, not a curated record.
CAGACAAACUCCUCGAGACCGUCAGACGAUGCACAACCGGCAAAGAAAAAGAAGACCCAAGCCGAGCUAGAUAAAGAGCUGGAAUCAAAGAUGCAAGAUCUUUCAGGUGACGGGGGAGCAUCAGGCGUGGAAUAUGAGGAUGGGCAGCCGGUCGCUAUGAAGAGGAGCUUGCGGAACAACAUGUUCCGCUACAUCUAA